AUGGACCUUCGGAAGACCCAGCCUUGGGUCUGGGUCCCCAAAGGCUGCCGUGUAGUGCGAGUCAUUGGGGAAGGGGCUUUUGGAGUAGUAAUCCUGGUCUGCCAUAUCAGCACCAAGGAGGAGUUUGUAGUUAAAGUAACAAAGCUGGGCACCUCGAAUUUGGAGCUGGCGCGACAAGAGAGGGACAUCCUCAGAGGUUUAAAACACCAGAAUGUAGUGCGGUUGUUGGGCGCCACUGAGGAGGGAGGCAGACUUUUCAUGGCCUUUCCGUAUGUGAGUGGGGGAGACCUGAGGAACUACCUUGACACCAAUGGGCCAAUGGUAGAGGAGGAGGCCAGAAGAGUCUUUCUGCAGCUGACGUCCGCAUUGCACUACUGCCAUAGCCAGGGCGUGGCCCAUCGGGAUUUAAAGCCCGAAAACAUCCUCAUGGACAGCCGUGAGGGCAGGGUCUUCAUUUCGGAUUUUGGUUUGGCACAUUAUUUUUUGAGAAGACCCAUGAGAUCUUUUUGUGGCACGCCAGGCUACAUAGCUCCCGAAGUCAUUUUUGGGGGCAUCUAUGGCCCAGGGGUCGACUUGUGGUCACUGGCAAUCAUUUUGCACGAGCUCCUGAAGGGACACGGACCAUUUGACCCAGCAGAGGCUGGUUGCAGUAACACUCUCUCCUCCAGUGUCCAGCACCUACUGGAGGGCAUGCUGCAGGUGAACCCCAGGAGGCGAAUGGGGUGGACCCAACUCUUAAGUCACCCCUGGGUGACCCAGGGCUCCGGGCCAAUAGGGGUUCACCUGGAACCUGAGCCAGCUGUUGAGUCCAUCCCAUCCAGCGUGCCCUUUGCCUUGAUUCCUCGGCAAAGGUGUGUUUCUGCACCACCCGCUGCUGUGGCCAAGGCCCGGAAGCCUGGCAGCCCCUCCAGGAGCUCUAGUCCUUCGGACAUCUCCAGCUGGAGCCUUGCGUCCGCAUCGGUGACUCCCAUCUCGACCCCUGCCCCUCCACCUGGGACUCCCAAUUCAUCAGGGAGUAGCAGCUCUGGGUCUGGGUCCAUCUCCAGCUUGGGCACCCCACAGGAGAACCCGAACAGCCCUGAGAGGAGCAUCUCCACCCCCUCCUCCAAGGCUGUCCCCUCCUCUAACUCUGUCUCCUCCUCUAACUCUGUCCCCUCCUCUGAAUCUGUCCCCUUUGUCUCCUCCUCUGAAUCUGUCCCUUCUGUUCCCUCCCCCGAAUCUGUCCCCCCUGCCAGCCAGAGUCCAGUGGCCAACUUCAUUGCCAUAAGGCAUGGCAGAGCCAGGAGGAUAGUGAACGCCUUCCUGCGUGUUUGCUGCUGCUGCUGUCCGUUGGGCAGGAGAGGCCGCAUCCACCCGGCCAAUGCAUGA
Molecule: messenger RNA, 1368 nt
Organism: Erinaceus europaeus (western European hedgehog)
Lineage: Eukaryota; Metazoa; Chordata; Mammalia; Eulipotyphla; Erinaceidae
Exons: 1
Coding region: 1-1368 (455 amino acids)
Biological process (GO): protein phosphorylation
Molecular function (GO): protein kinase activity; ATP binding
Source: RefSeq, a predicted model, not a curated record